Molecule: messenger RNA, 639 nt
Organism: Ahaetulla prasina
Lineage: Eukaryota; Metazoa; Chordata; Lepidosauria; Squamata; Colubridae
Product: ropporin-1
Exons: 5
Coding region: 1-639 (212 amino acids)
Source: RefSeq, a predicted model, not a curated record
AUGCCGCAGACAGAUAAACAAGUAUGUAUUCCUCCAGAGCUUCCAGAUUUGCUGAAGCAGUUUACAAAAGCUGCUAUUCGGACUCAGCCUCCAGACCUGAUUCAAUGGUCUUCUGAUUAUUUUAAUGCCAUGGCCCGUGGAGAGGCUCCUCCUGUAAGAGAACGAACAGAUCGAGUGCCUUUAUCAAAUUAUGCAGAGCUUACUCCAGAGCUCUUGAAGGUCUUACAUCAGAGAGUGGGUGGGAGGCUAAUCAUCCAUGUUGAUGAACUAGCCCAGAUGUGGAAGGUGCUGAAUCUCCCUACAGAUUUAUUUGAAAGUAUCAUGAAUGUUGGACGUUUUACUGAAGAAAUUGAAUGGCUCAAGUUUUUAGCUCUGGCCUGUAGCUCUCUUGGAGUUACUAUUGCAAAAACUCUGAAGAUAAUAUGCGAAGUUUUAUCUAACGAGAAUGAAAGUGGUCCAGCUCGUAUCCCUUUCAGUACUUUCCAGUUUCUCUACACUUAUAUUGCGGAAGUGGAUGGAGAAAUCUCCGCAUCUCAUGUCAGUCGAAUGCUGAAUUAUAUUGAACAAGAGAUCAUUGGGCCAGACGGCUUGAUCAAGGUGACUGAUUUUACCCAGAAUCCUCGAGUAAGGCUGGAGUAG